AUGCCUGUAAUCUUUACAAACAAAGCUGAUAUUGAUCUAUGGCUGCGACCAUACGACGAGAAGAAUCCAGUUGACAUACCAACAUUAUGUCAAAUGCUCAAACCAUAUGAUGGUCUAUCAUUCCACAAGGUACCAGUACUUGUCAACAGUAACAAGUUCAACUCACCAGAUUGUAUUCUACCUGAGAAGGAAUACUUUGCAAAGUCUGGCAUUGACAGGUUCUUCCAACCAAAGAGUAGCACUGCUACACCUACAUCAACAACAUCAACUCCAUCAUCCACUCAACUCCAAUCCUCAAGUGAUGACAUAUCUCAAUCAAUCUCACAAACUAGUUCACAAACAACUUGCUCUCAGGCAUUCUCACAAUCGGACCCAUCCACGACCCAUCAUCAACUAUCAGCUUCUUCCACUCCAUCCUCAACACCGACAACUACGACGCAUGUACCAAAAUCACCAUCUAAAUCCAACAAACACAGUGUGACCAGCAAGCCCAAGCCCACAUCCAGCAAAGGGAAGCCCAAGCCAACAUCCAAAUCAGGACUAAAGGAAAACUCGGGAGGAAUUGACACAUUUUUUAAGCGAAUCAACAAAGAUUCAUAA
Messenger RNA from Acytostelium subglobosum LB1, 600 nucleotides. RefSeq lists its product as hypothetical. The record is from RefSeq and is a predicted model, not a curated record. Lineage: Eukaryota; Evosea; Eumycetozoa; Acytosteliales; Acytosteliaceae. The transcript has 2 exons. The coding region runs from base 1 to 600 and encodes 199 amino acids.